AUGUCUGAAAGAGUUAAAGUAGCAGUUCGACUUCGCCCUUUAAUUGAAGAGGAAUUAAUAUGUAAAGACAAAUCCAUAUGUGUUGAAACUAUAGACCCUAAUAAAAAACUUAUUAUCAGUAUCUAUUUUCAUCAUUCUUAGUCAAGAAAGAUUUUGAGAAGAGACAAUUUCAAUUCGAUUCUGUUUUUGAUUCUAAAGCAACUUAAAAUCAAGUUUACAAUGACAUAGCAAAAGGAGUUGUUGGCGUAAAUUAAUUAUAUAUAUAUUUAGAGUGUAAUCAAAGGCUUUAAUGGCACUAUUUUUUGUUAUGGAUAAACUGGAACAGGUAAAACAUAUACUAUGAUGGGUCAACUUGAUUCAGAUGAAAAGGGAAUCACUCCUCGUACUUUUGAAUAAAUUUUUAAUGAAAUCUAAGCAGAUGCCAAUAACAUCUAUACGGUUUAAUUAGGAUAUUUGCAAAUCUAUAUGGAAAUGGUAUAGUUUUGAUAUUUAUUUUAGUUAUUGGAUCUAAUUAGACCAGACAAUUAAGAAGUAAAAAUUAGAGAAUGUCCUGAUAAUGGAGUUUUUGUUUCUGGAUUAGAAUGGAUGGAAGUUGAAUCUCCUUAAGAAUGUUUAAGUAUUAUGAAUUUUGCUGAAAAAAAUAAAGUGGUUGCAUUUACAAAUUUAAAUGCACACUCUUCAAGGUCUCAUUCAAUGCUUGUAAUAAAAGUAGAAAAGAGAUAAUCUAAAUAGCAUUCAAAAUCAAUGACUAUUUCCAAAAAAGCUAGUUCUAAAUUAUAAAAUUACUCUUAAGAUUUAAUAACAGAAAGUGAUGAAAGUAUAAUAUCAUCUGGUAAUUGUGUUGGAACACUUUAUCUUGUUGAUUUAGCAGGAAGUGAAAGAAUUAAAAAAUCUAGAGCUACAGGAGAUCGUUUAAGUGAAGCAAGAUCUAUAAAUUAUUCACUUACAGCCUUAGGAAAAUGUAUUCAUGCUUUAACAGGUCCUAAAUCUACAUUUGUUCCAUUUCGUGAUUCUAAAUUGACUAGAAUUUUAUAAGAUGCACUUGGAGGCAAUUGCAAAACUGCAUUAAUUGUAAACAUUGGUCCUGCUGGUAAACAUGUUGAAGAAACUCUCUCAAGUCUUACUUUUGGAAUGAGAGCUAUGAAGGUUACUAAUACACCAUAAAUUAAUCAAAAUGUUGAUUAUGAAGUAAUAAUCUUAUUUAUUUAUUAAUAGCAAUUAACUUAACAACUCAAAAUUGAAAUUGAAAUGAAGGAUGAAGUUAUUCAAAAAUUGGAAUAGUAAUAAGCCAAAUUGUUAUAGUAAGUUAGAAUUGAAACUUCUUGCAAUCUUAGCACUUCAGAUCAUUAAUAUAAAGUUAAAUUAGAAAAAGCUGAAGAAGAACAUAAAGCAUUUCUAGAAGAAAUAGAUAAUAUGAUGGUAGAAUAAGAAUAAGAGAAUGAAGAACUCAAAAAAUAAUUAGCUCAUGUCAUGUUAGAAUUAGAAGAUUCUAAAAAUAAAUAAUCAUAAUUAGAAUAAGAAAUAGAAGAAUUUAAAAAUUCUUAAUAGCAAUUAGAAAAUGAAUUAGAAGAAGCUCUAACUAAUGUAAAUAACUGUUAUUUAUCUUUUUAGAAAAAUGAAUUUGCUGAUACUAUUAAUUAAUUGCAAUAAAAAUUGGAAUCUAAAGAAAAAGAAAUUUAAGAACUUAAAUAAGUCACAGUCUUGUCCACAAAAAAUAAUGAUAUUAUCAAAAUAUCUAAAGAAAAAUAAAAUUAGAUGUGGAGAUCAGAAUUAUAAUAAAUAACUUCAUAAUAUGCCAAUAAAUUAGAAGAAGUCAAAAGAUUAGAGUUUUAAUAAUAGGAAAAAGAAAAUAAUAACAUAUUAGAAUUUAAAUAAAGAAAUGAAGAGCUUAUUUUAUAACUCAAAUAAUACAAAUACUAAAAUUCAGAAUUAAAAGAAUAACAAUAAUAAUUAAUUUUGACCAAUUAACAACUUGAAGAAUGUUUACAAAAAUAAAAGGAACGUUGUUAAGAGGAAUCUACUUUAUUAUAAUAAAUCAAAGAUCUUGAAACAGUUAAUAAUGAAAUUACUAAAAGAUUAGAAUAAUAUGAAGUUAAAUUAAAGAAAUAAAAAGAUUAACAAUAAUAAAAUGAAUUUUCUUAUUAACAAGAACUAGAAACUAAAAAUGAACAUCUCAACAAAAUUCAAUUAGAAUAUCUUGAAAUAUAAAAAUAAAUUGCUUUAAUCAAAGAAUAAUAUUCCACAAUCUAAACCAUAAAUUAAUAAAAACUUAAGUAAUUAAAUCAUGAAAACUAAAUGUUAAUUAAUAAAAAUGCUGACUAUUAAUUACAAGUCUAACAAUUAAUUGAGAAAAAUAACGAACUUUAAUUAUAAAUACAAUAAAGUAAAAGUUCUUAAUAUAAUAAUUACAAUUAAUACUUAAAUAAUUCUAAAUUUGAAUAUUAAACUAAUUAAUCAUAUGUUAAUGAAUAAAAUUUUGAUAUAGAAUUAAAAAAAUCAAUAACAGUUUCUGGAGUUAAUGAAGGUCAAAUUGUUUUUGAAAUGUAAGUUCGAAUUCAAUAAUAAGAAGAUUUUAUUGAAUAAUUAUAAGUUUAAUUAAAACAAAAAGAAAAUAUAAUAGAGGAACUUCAAAUGAGGUGUUCUAAUACAUAGAAGGAAGCUGAAUAAUUGAAAUUUUAGAUGGAAUCAUUUUCUAAAAGAUCUUAAUAAUCAUUAUAAAGAAUGGAAGAAACUAUGUGUUAAGAAGUUGUGAGAAAUGUUUUAGAAAAGAUGAUUUUUUAGAUAGAAUUAAAUUCUUUUGAAUCAGAUGAUAUAAGUAGUCGUGCUCCAGAUAGUGAUUUAAAACUUUAAAUGAAAUCAUUUUCUAAAUAAGAUAAUGCUUAAUUAGUCGAAAGUUUAUUUAUAAAUUCUAAACAAAGUUAACAUAAUGCUAUUGUUGAAUGUGAUGAGGAAGAAGAUAAUUCAUCAGAAAUAGAUUAUUAAUUACCAAAAUUUAGUUAAUCUGGUUAAAAAAUUUAGUAAAAAUUGAGAAUGUCAAAAAGUAGACAAGAUUCUGUCUUUUCAUUUAGUGAGAAAUAAUAAAAAAAAGACGCAGUUUCUCUAUAUGAUGAUUUAAGUGAAAUAAAUUAAUAAUAUGAUAUAUAAAGUCCAAGAUCAUAAUUUGAUGAAAUUCAAUUUUAAAUAGAUUUUAAUGAUGCAAAUGCAGUUGAUAAAUUUAUGUCAUAAAUUAAAAAGAAAUAAGUAUCUCUAAUAUAAAAUAAUGACUUAUCAAUAGGUUCAAUAUAAUAAGUACUUAGUCCUUAAUAUAUCGAUAGUUUGAGUGAAAAAAAGGCAAAAUUAAAUUCUAGGUAUAAUUAAUAUUGAUUAUAGAAUUGGAAGUGAUGAAUUAUAAGAAGUUAUUAAAGUAAUGGCUUAAAUGUUAGUUGAUAAGAGUAAAACUGAAUAUACAGUAACUACUAAUACGAUGGAAACUUUAAAAGCUUCUUUAUUAGACUUUAAUAAUUUGUGCAACACUUUAACAACAUAUUUUUUGUGA
Messenger RNA from Paramecium sonneborni, 3535 nucleotides. The record is from the annotation of a GenBank genome assembly. Lineage: Eukaryota; Ciliophora; Oligohymenophorea; Peniculida; Parameciidae.